Polistes dominula (European paper wasp) is the source of this 1713-nucleotide messenger RNA. RefSeq names its product Lipoyltransferase 1 (gene Lipt1). Gene Ontology annotation, molecular function: lipoyltransferase activity. Gene Ontology annotation, biological process: protein lipoylation. The record is from RefSeq and is a predicted model, not a curated record. Lineage: Eukaryota; Metazoa; Arthropoda; Insecta; Hymenoptera; Vespidae. Gene Ontology annotation, cellular component: cytoplasm; mitochondrion.
GUUUAAUUAUAAGACUGACAUUUUUAUUAUAAAUUAAUGAUGUAUAAUUCAUCUUAAAGAAGAAAAAUUGAAUAACCAUCAACAGUGUUCUGUCUUACCAACGUAACAGAGAGAAAGAGAGAGAGAGAGAAAUAAAAAUAAGAAAAGAAAAACAAAAAAAGAAAGAUUCCAAUUACCGACACUUACCGACCGUCGAUAAAUUGACAAAUAAAAGUCACCUGGGUGAACACAUACAAGAGUGGAAGUGAGACAAAAUGUCUUUGAUUAACAAGUGUGGUAGAAUAAUUCUCGGCAAAGGUGUUCUCUGUUCACGUUGGAAUAAUUUCGAACGAACGAAAUUCCAAAUAAAAUGGGUCUCAUCGAGUUUCAAUGUAAACCAUGGACAGAACGGUUCAAAUAACGAUACUAUCAGGAAGUCAGUAUUCAUAUCCCAAUCCACUGAUGUGUUCACCAAUCUAGCAUUAGAAGAUUGGCUUUAUCGUAAUUUCGACUUCACGAAUCAUCAUAUAUUGUUAUUGUGGCGUAACGAUCCAUGCAUGGUAAUUGGCCGUCAUCAAAAUCCUUGGCUUGAGUGUAAUACUGGUAUCACGGAGAAACAUAAUAUACCAUUGGUUCGUCGUAAUAGUGGUGGUGGUACUGUUUAUCACGACAAUGGCAAUCUCAAUCUUUCCUUUUUCACACCGAAACAAAGAUAUAAUAGAAGAUAUAAUUUGGAUAUUAUCACUAGAGCAUUAUAUCGAGAGUGGGGAUUAAAAGCUGUUGUUAACGAACGUGAUGAUAUUGUUGUUGAAGGACAAUAUAAGGUAUCUGGUACAGCAGCCAAAUUAGGACGACCUAAUGCUUACCACCAUUGUACACUUUUAGUAGCUGCUAAUAAAACUUUGUUGAGUUUGAGUCUUCAGAAGAAAGAGACUGGAAUUAAAACAAAUGCUACAACGUCUUUGCGUUCGCCAAUAAAAAAUCUAACGGAAGUUAAUUCCGAGAUUACAAUAGACAAGCUGGUUAAUGCCGUAGGUUGGGAAUAUCUGCGUACAAAGCCGCUUGUUCUCGAAGAUGGCGGCUCUGAUCAUAUACAAGAACAAAAAGGUUUUCAAAUGAUUAAUCCCACUGAGGAUUGGUACCCAGGUAUCGAUAAAUUGAGGGAACAAUUCAGUUCGUGGGAAUGGACGUAUGGUAGAACUCCAGAUUUUACAGUUACGAAAACAUUUGAUGUACCAGCACCAAAUGGUAAUCUUUAUCGGCUCGAUUUAACAUUAGAAAUACAAAAAGGUAUUGUCGAGGAAAUAAGAAUGAGUUUACCGGCAAAUUUGGCAUCGUCUGAUUAUAAUCAAAACACUAACCUCCUCAACAAUCUUCGUGGUAUGAAAUACGAUAGCGAUGUUAUGGAUAACAUAAUUGCAUUGAUCAGUUGCAAAAAUUAUGCUGAGAGUAUGUCUCAGAAUAAAAAGAAGACUAAUAUGGUUGGUGGGACGCAAUGAUCGAUCGUUAUUUCUUCCGACAAUUCUACAAAACAGCAACAUCGAUAAGAUUCAUUAGAAUGAAGAAGAAGAAGAAGAAGGGACUAACGAAGGAACACAAUUUUCGAGUUGAGAUAACAUCACAUUUUUUUUUUCAAUGAUAUCACAUUUUACCAAAGAUUUUCACAUCACACUUGUAUUUUAAUAAUACUGUAUUCUCAUUUUGAUUUUAUAUUUUAUGUUAUUUUUAUCUUUA